This is a messenger RNA of Annulohypoxylon truncatum, 1867 nucleotides long. RefSeq lists its product as uncharacterized. NCBI's taxonomy places the organism in Eukaryota, Fungi, Ascomycota, Sordariomycetes, Xylariales, Hypoxylaceae. The record is from RefSeq and is a predicted model, not a curated record. The coding region runs from base 50 to 1489 and encodes 479 amino acids. The transcript has 2 exons.
AUCUUCUGUAUCCACGAACUACGUCAGCCCUCCCAACCUCCUGCAGGAUAUGAAUUGUCAAAAUCUCGUUCAGACCUUGAUAGAGUCUUUUAACGCCUUAGCCGAUGAAGUCCAAAACCUGAGUGACAGGCAAACGGUCUUGGAGCAUAAGCUCCGAUAUGCUCAUGAGCAAUUCCAGUAUCUAGCCGACAAAUAUGCCCCGGCGGCGUCUGAGAUCUCGGAGACCUUACUGAAUCUGCAAAUUCCUCCCGAAUUGCAUAAUCCGUCCUUAGCAAAUAACAGCUUCGUUCCGUUGCCUAAGAGGAAGGCAUCCGACUCGAAACAUCAGAUCGCCGUAAUCAUCAGGGAAGGGAGACGUGUCGCCUCGUCCCUGACAGCUACUAGCAAGAGCAGUCGUUCAAGUAGAGAUAGCGUCCCUCCCACGACUAUGACUACCCUUUCAACCAUCCUCGAGCAAGAUUUCACUGUCCAAGGGAAGAAGGGCAACUUGAACUGCCCGUUCUCUCAGCCGAAUCCCAACACGGAGGAGAAGCAGGAUAGUGUUCCUCAUGAUCAACCAAGCACGGUCCCGCACGAUUCUCAAGAUCCUAUCUGUGCAGCCAUGGUAGAUGAUCCUACCUCACAACCUGCAGCCUCUAAGUGCCCAAUUCGCUACCUGAAUCAGCACUCACCCGAAGAGAUCGCCCACUACCUAGAAACUCACAAGCAUGAGUUACCGAGGAGUCACGAGGUCUGCGUGAGGAGAUAUCAGAAGAACGAGGACCACAUCAAGAAGUUAGACGCCAAAUACGGCAAUCUUGCUAGUAUGGUUGAGGGUCUUAGUCGCAUUCAUCAACCCAUGUUACCCGAGCAGGAUACACGACCCCAGAGCGAGGUUGAAAGGACCUCGAACGAGCGCGUGGAGACCUGGGCCCAGACGGUCAGCGCGACAGUUACGGACGAUCCAGAACGUACCGUCCCAGAGCACGACGAAGAUUUGGAGAGACGAAGCCACUUCGACAGGCCCCUUAAGGAGGUCCGUGUGGGCGAGUCUCCGAGUCGCCCCUGGGGUAUCUCAGUGCCGGUCUUUGAUGCUCCGAUCAACGGCAAUGGGUUGGACCGACCUGAAUCUCCUCCCCCAGCCCCCGUCAAAAUUCCCUCAUCUCUAUCGCCGGAGCCAGACGGAACGGCGGCAAAGCAGCCUGGGAAAUGUCCAUUCGACCACACGAAAAUGGCGGGAAUGAUGAAUGGCUCGAGCCCUAUCAAACGCGAAGAUAAGAGUUCCAUCAGACUUGCCGAUAUCCCGACAAGCAGUCAGACUUCUAUUCCGGCGCAUGAGCCGCGUCUUGCAGCGAGCCAGCCUCCCCAACCUGCGUUUAUUAAUCCAACCGAGGCAGACUACCGCAAGCAAGACAACAGGCCACAGAUGCUCUUUACUGGUCCAGUUUUCAUCGGCUACCCCAUUGAGGAUGCAAUCCGGUUUAUGCAGAGCUUCCAGGGACAGCAGUGAUAUUCGUCGAGCUUGGCAUAACCUCGUAUGGGGCGAUUAGUUGGAUUCACAUGACGAGCAACGAGCCAAGUCUACUAUUUGCUAGAUCUUUCGACAUUAUUUUGCAGCCGAGCAAGGUGUUAGGUGGAAUUUGAAUAGACACGUUUGGUUUAUUCACCCAGGAAAUACGCUCUGAGGGGGUUGAGUCCUUACAUAACGAAAUGAAUUUGUAGCAGGCGUUUGUUAUUUACUGGUUAUGAAUAGCAUCAGUUGGGCGUUAGGAAAUGGGACAACGACAUGCACAGGACGGACGACAUGAUACCCCUCAAAGUAGGAAAUUGCUUUAGUUAAUAGUUGAUAAUGACCACAAGAUCAAUACCAAAAAUAUCGCAUUGCAAC